Molecule: messenger RNA, 4588 nt
Organism: Thunnus maccoyii (southern bluefin tuna)
Lineage: Eukaryota; Metazoa; Chordata; Actinopteri; Scombriformes; Scombridae
Gene: pprc1
Product: PPARG related coactivator 1
Exons: 14
Coding region: 113-4210 (1365 amino acids)
Biological process (GO): positive regulation of transcription by RNA polymerase II
Cellular component (GO): nucleus
Molecular function (GO): transcription factor binding; RNA binding
Source: RefSeq, a predicted model, not a curated record
CAUUUAGCGUCAUUUUGCCGGGAAUGUCGGACCACGUGUGUCCUGCCGGCGUGCUUGCGAUUCAUUGCUUUUCAUCCUGAAACGAGUCGGUCCAGGGGAGUAUACUUGCAAGAUGGCGGUGCGGUGGGGAGCAGCAGGCGAGGAGACUUUAACUGCCUGCAAUAUGGAUUUCUUCCCCAUGGAUACACUAGACGAGGCUGAUGGGUUGAGCUCUGGGGAAACCCUGGAGGCCCUUCAAAGCUGCUUAGACCCCUCCAUCCUUUCUAUAUUUGAGGACACCCCAACAACAGAGACUAAAGGAAUAGAUGAUGAGAGUGAAGCCACGCUGCUAACCGCCCUGACUGAAAUUCUUGACAAUGUGGAUGAUGAAAACCUGUCCCCGUUUGACACACUGCCUGACUCAGACCUAUUGUCAGGUCAGAAGGGCAGGGAACACUCUCCGCUCAGGAGAUUGCUGUGUCUGUCCCGUUCCCCCCCAGAGAAAGAUACACUAUGUAGUGCAAGACCUUUAUCAACUGGAAAGAGCCUCCCCAGGAUACAGUCAGACUCUCUGCAGAGAAGUGAUGGGGAAGAGGAGGAAGAUGGCUCUCUCACUCUGAGCCCAGUGAGCCACGAUUCGUCUCCUGACAACGACCUGCUUGGCUGGGAAGGUCUGACCCUCCCGCUUCCUGUCACCUUUGAGCAGGAGUGUGAGGAUGGUGUUUCAGUGAGCCUGGGGGACUUGGUCAGGCAUAUGCACCCGUACUGUAUGGCCAUUUGUGUGGAGAAUGACGAGGGGGAACAGAUGCUGCCCGAAGGAGGCAUCUUACUGGAGGUUGUAGACCAGGGGGAAAAUGGAGAGCCCAUCCUGGCCAUCCCAGACAUGGACCUCCCUGUCUCUCUGCCACUUAAAGAGCAGUCUUCAGAAAAUGAGCAGAAAGUUUCAGAGGAUGCAGAAGAAGUGGCCUCAGACAGUUCUGAGCAUAUAGUCGUCGAUGAUGAUGACGACGACGACGACAACAAAGAUGAAACGGUCAGCGAGGUUCCAGUGAAAAUUGCAUCCCCAGCAACAUCAGAAUCAUCUUCAGAUGUGAAAGAUGAGAUGAUCGUAAAGAAAGAGAAGGAAGAGAUUAAAGCGAAAAGCCCCUCCCGGAGAAAAAAGAAAAAGAAAUGCAAGAAAGAGUGCCAACCCGAACCUGUGGAGGGAAGGGUCCUUAGGAGUGGCUCGAUAAGAAAGACAGCAGAAGAAUUGUCCAAAAAGCCUGAAAAAAGGUUAAACAAAAAAGAGAAGAAAGUCCCAAAGGUUCCAGUUGCCUCAGCUCCUGCUUCUUCCUCUUCAAAACCUAAGAAAUUAGAUUCAUGCCAAACUGAAACACAACCUGAGGUCACCACAACAAUGUUGUCACCUGAAAUUAGUGUGAAAGUUGCCACAUCUGUGUCACCUAGACAGGACACAAUGCUGUUAAGUGCUAGCCCUGAGAGGAGCCAACCUAGCUGUCCACCCACAGCAGCGAUUUCCCCGCAGCCCGAUGAAAUGGCUGAACAGACGGCAACAGCUACUGACAAGCCGGAAGAUUCAUCAGCAGCUCCCUCUGCUGUCCUGCCUGCCACCCAGGCAGCGCCAGUGUCUCCAGACUGCCCUGCAGCUGCUCCCAGCACCGAAACAUCCCAAGUGACACCAGCUGUUAGCGAGGCCCUCCCUCCUAUGGCUCCUGCAGUCCCAGAGCCAAAGCCCAAGUCCCUCAGCCUAGCGGAGUACCGGCGGCUCAGACAGCAGAAAAAACCUGCACCAGUGGAAAAACAGGACGACAACAGCACCAAGUGGCCCAGCCUUCCAGAGCUCCCCAAAGAGCUCCCCCCUAUUCCCUGCCUGCCUGACCCCAGCCCUAAAGAUCCUCGACGCCCCAACCCCCAGGCAGCGAAGGUGGAAUUGGAGGAGAUCAGACCUGCCUGGCAGCCAAGGGGACCGUGUGCACCACCCACCCCCGAGGCGCUGUUGGUGCCACCAUCCUACAUGGUGGCCUCGUCCAGCAAGGUUCCCGCUGCUACUGCUGCUGUUCGCAAACCUCAGCAAUCACCAGAACCCCAAACAGUUUUGACCCCUAAACCUACUCUAUCCCAGAAUCCUUCAGGAGGAGUGCCUAGUUCAGUGAAAAAUGUACCCGCACAUCAACCCACUGCAGCUCAGCCUGCAGUACCAUGUGUGCCUCAGAGUUCUGGAUCUCAAUCUUCUUUAAAACCAUCCACUCAGCUCAUGCCAUCAGCAGGCGGGAGGUGUCCUCCUACGCUUUCAGGAGAUAAGAGUGAAGUCAUCGAAAGGCAUCAAUCUCAGCCUGUAUCUCCUAAGUCUGUAGAGCUCAGUAAAACCUGUUCUAAAACCACUACAGAGGCAAUCACUGCUACUGUGCCUGCUCCCACUUCCCCCCAGACCACUGUUUCUCAGAAAGCGCCAGAGGUCACUGCUCCUACCGCAUUAAAUAGGCCCAGCACAUCAUCCAAACCCAUAACCACCGAUACCCAGCCCUGUUCUACUCUGGCUACACAUCCCAUGUACUUCCAGAGCGAAAAAGCGGAAUCUAUUGUGCUUGAAGCAAAAAAGAAACCCACUACAGCAGCGGUACCUCCAAAGGCAAAGAGCCCCACACAGGAGCUGAUCGAGUCCUUCACCAGUGAGAUAGGUAUUGAAGCUGCUGAUCUGACCAGCCUGCUGGAGCAGUUUGAGGAAACCCAAGCCAAAGAGGAACAAUGUGUGCCGGAGGUCUCUGGUAGAGCAGCAGCUGUAGGAAACUCUAGUGUUGAGUCGGCUCCAGAGAAAACGGUAGUGGACCGUGUGAGAGCUAAUGAUCUCUCAAGUACUGCAGCUCUGACUCCUCCAGCCACUCCUCCCCACCAGAUGUGGAAACCUCUGGCCCCUGUGGCCCUGCUGGGAAAGAGCAAGGCUGCCGAGGCCUCAAAGCCGAGCCCCUCCAAGGUUAUUCAGAUAGAAGCCCGACCCCUGCCCUCAGUCAGGUCCCGCAGCAAACCCACUCCUGCUGUCGCCACUGUAGCCCCCGAGCUAGCGUGCAUGGACCACGACUACUGCCUCCCCAACAAAGGUGCUUCCAGCGGAGAGCCAGGCAAGCGCUGGAAUGUCAAACAGCAAUCUUUCAUCACUAUUAAACCAAUUAAGCAACCCACUGCAACCACUACAAAGACAUCCCCAGCUGCCCCAGAAUCCUCUCUCCAGUCUACCAUAAACCGUGCGCUCACAACCAAAGCGCAAGAAUUUCCACUGACAGAGCCCCUGGAUCACAGGACUGAUAGGAUGGAGAGCAGCUCUGUUCUGGAGACACCUGACGCUUCUCCUGCUCGGCAAGAGAACGAUACCACUGUUAAAGAAGGCGACCUGAGGCACGGGCCUUUCAGCAGGUCCUACCGUCGGCACGCCACUUCUCGCACACCCAGCCCCAAUGAGAGGACUGGAGGCCGGUCUAGAAAAAGAAGAUCCCGUCGUUCUCCCAGCCCUGUGUCCAGCGGUUCAGAAUCGGACUCCCAUUCCUCUAGAUCUCGGUCUAGUUCCCGCUCUCCAUCUAAGAAAAGGUAUCGUCCCCGUCACUCCGAGAGUUCCAGCUCCUCUUCCCGUUCUUCUUCUCGGUCCUCUCCCUCGGUGUCCCGCUCCCCUCCCAGGAGGAGAAGGUACUCAUAUUCCUCUUCUCGUUCUGGCUCAUGGAGUCGCUCCAGAUCGCGGUCUCAAUCCCCUCACAGUCGAGCUCAGUGGAGUAGAAGCAGAGGAUUGUACAGUCCAUCAUACCGGCCCGGCUAUGGUCAAAGGCCACAAAAUGCUGAAGAGGUGAAGAGACGCAAGGAGAAAGCCAUUGAGGAACGGCGGGUUGUUUACAUUGGUCGAAUUCGGGGCACAAUGACCCAAAGGGAACUCAAAGACCGCUUCUCUUUAUUUGGCGAGAUUGAGGACUGCACUCUGCACUUUAGAGAUCAUGGGGACAACUAUGGGUUUGUGACUUAUUACAACACCAAGGAUGCUUUCACGGCCAUUGAGAAUGGAAGCAAGCUGCGCAAACCUGACGAGCUGCCAUUUGAUCUCUGUUUCGGUGGAAGGAGACAGUUCUGCCAGACCAGCUAUGCUGACCUGGAUUGCAGUAGAGAGUACGAACCGAUGCCUGCAAAAGCCAAGUUUAAUGCACUAGACUUCGACACUUUACUGAAGCAGGCCCAGCAGAAUCUGAAGAGGUAACAGGAGGCCUGCCGCAGGAAGCAGCUGACACUUACCUCAGAGCCGAAGGCUGGCUCCUCGACCUGCAACACUUGUCUUUACAUUUAGUUAUUGAAUUAGUUUGUUUUUUUUUUUAUUUUGUUUCUGCAAGCUAACACCUUCUAUUGAAGUGAAGAUUUGUAAUGAAAGUAGUAAAAGAAGUUUAAAAAAAUGGAAUAAGUGAAAUAAGAUAAUUUUUUAAAGGUUUAUUUAAAUGUAAAAUCAAAUUUGAAUUGUAUGGAGAGAGAGAGAGAAUCAUUUUUAAAAGGGGGGAAAAAUAAGUGGAACUCCCUAAAUAUUGGGAGAGGAUGUAAUACAUAUGAAUGUACUACAAACAUAAAUAAAAAGGAGAACCUGAAA